This is a messenger RNA of Micropterus salmoides (largemouth bass), 1669 nucleotides long. It is a transcript of the gene mrps5, whose product is annotated as mitochondrial ribosomal protein S5. The coding region runs from base 52 to 1269 and encodes 405 amino acids. The record is from RefSeq and is a predicted model, not a curated record. Gene Ontology annotation, molecular function: structural constituent of ribosome; RNA binding. The transcript is spliced from 12 exons. NCBI's taxonomy places the organism in Eukaryota, Metazoa, Chordata, Actinopteri, Centrarchiformes, Centrarchidae. Gene Ontology annotation, cellular component: ribosome. Gene Ontology annotation, biological process: translation.
GCAUAGCUCAGACGCCUUGUUGUCCUCUGAAGGACCCUUCAUAAUUCAAACAUGGCGGCGUCCGUAAGGGUGUGCUGUGCCCUCCGCAUCACAUUCGGAGGUGCUGCACCACUCCGUGCAACAUGGGGAGCAGUUCAGGUAUCCCACUUUGCAAGUGGAGCCUCAGCUGCUUCUCUCCAAAGGACCCCCGCACCUCCACUGUUACCUGCAACAGUGUGGCAGCAAACUAGACAUGGCAGCUUCUUCAAUAAGUUGACGGCUGAGGAGUUGUGGAGAGGUGUGUUGGCGGAGUCAGGCGCCGGAGCCAGGAAGGGUCGAGGGAAGAGAACCAAACGCAAACUGAAGAGGGACCUGAACCGAGGACAGAGCAUUGGAGAAGGUCGCGGCGGUUUUCUCUGGCCUGGUCUGAACGCUCCGGUGCUGAAGGAUGGGACUCUGCAGAGCAUGAGUCGAAGAGGCGAGACUGAGCAGCAGGAGGUGCAAGCUGAACUAGUGCGACUGAGAGAUGAGUGGGAGAGGAAGAGGAAGAUGAAGGUGAAGAGGGAAAGAGGAUGGACGGGAAACUCCUGGGGGGGCAUCAGCCUGGGCCCCCCUGACCCUGGACCAAAUGGAGAAACCUACGAGGACUUUGAUUCACGUGUCAUUGAGGUGAAGAGUGUGUUCAACAUGACCGCCAAGGAGGGCAGGAAGAGGUCCAUUAGCUGUCUGGUCGCCGUUGGAAAUGGCAACGGAGCUGCAGGUUUUGCGUUGGGUAAAGCAGCAGACAGAAACACAGCUCUGAGGAAGGCCAAGAACAGAGCUAUCCACUACUUGUACUAUAUAGAACGAUACAACAACCACACCAUUUAUCAUGACAUUGAAUCCAAAUUCAAGAGGACAACGCUCCGCAUGAAGAAACAAAACGAAGGUUAUGGUCUUCACUGCCACCGGGCGGUCAUCACUCUUUGCAGGCUGAUCGGCAUACAGGACAUGUACUGCAAAGUAGAAGGAUCAGUCAAUCUCCUCAACAUCACCAGGGCCCUCUUCACAGGAUUAGCCAAUCAGGAAACCCACCAGAAGCUGGCGGACAAGAAGCAGCUCCACGUCGUCGAGUUUCAGUCGCAGCGAGGGCCGCUGCCCAUGGUGGUUGCGAGUCCUAAAGACGGGGCACGACCCAACCCGGAGCCUGAGGACGAGAUCCCCAACACCCGUCUGCACUGGGACGACGUACGAGCCGCACAGGGAACCAAACGCUCGAUCUGGGCGGGUGUCAAGCGUACCAUCUGGUAGUGUGGGAGUGGGAGAUGAACCACAAGACAGAUGAUUGGACUGAUAGAGGCCACAAGUGUCAGAUUGAGGGUCGGACUUUUGGCUUUGUCCAGAAAAGCUAAAAAAUAUCUGUGGAAGAAGAACAUUUUUUUCUCAAGCAGAAUAUCAGUUUUUGUUAAUUAUCUAUCAAAUCUAGUGGAUUGUGAUUGUUAUGUCAACUGAGGACUAAAUUACAUGUUUCUCAAACUGAAGGCAUCUCAUCUGAAAACAUAAUUCUCCGGACACACCCAGAAUUGACGCUCAGCAAAAUAUUAACUCCCAAGAUAUCAAUGUUUCCUUUAUAACUGUAAAAGAUUAUUCUAGUUCCCUAUCCACAUGAAAUUGUACUAAUGGAAUAAAGUAUGGAUAUGUAAAAACGUGA